Messenger RNA from Serendipita indica DSM 11827, 1917 nucleotides. The record is from the annotation of a GenBank genome assembly. NCBI's taxonomy places the organism in Eukaryota, Fungi, Basidiomycota, Agaricomycetes, Sebacinales, Serendipitaceae.
AUGGCGUCGGGGGUCACUUAUCACUACAAGAUCAACCCGGAGACAGGCCUAGAGAUAUUAACAGUCAACAAUGUGACUCAGCUACCGCCCAGUUGGGGUCUGAGCAACGAAGAUUUUUCUUCCGCCGAAGGGCCCCCAAUUGAGCCGACGAUUUGGCAGCUUUAUAUGCGUAGCAUGAGACAUUAUGAUAGUGAUCUCAUAAAGGAUGCGAAUAAUACGGUUGAUGUGCUCCUUGUAUUCGCCGGGCUUUUUUCCGCAGUGCUCUCUGCACUGAUACAGAUAACGUAUCCCAAGUUGCAACCGGACCAGGGGGAUAUCUUGCUCGCCAUCCUUCAGGAGACUCGCCAACCUGGGAGUACAACCCACCAGAAGUUUGAGGUACCUCUUUAUGCGACCCGCGUCAAUUUUCUCCUUUUCACUGGUCUGUUCAUCAGCAUAUUUGUGGCACUCCUGGGGAUCCUCGUCAAACAAUGGGCAAGAAGUUAUCAGCGUAACCUCGAAAGCGUGUCCUCGACACAACUUCGGGCACGCGUUCGACACUAUCGAUAUGUCGGGGCCAAGUAUUGGGGGCUGUCGGGGUUUGUUGCCCUUCUUUCCAUCUCCAUGCAUAUCGCCUUAUUCAUCUCCGCCAUCGGAAUUCUCCACUUUCUGUAUGCAACUGCUCCAGAGACUGGAGCAGGAGCAGCGACAGCCCUCGCAAUAGGCACCACAAUCUUCAUUGUCACGAGCCUGAUCCCAGUAUUUCGUCCCGAAGCCCCGUAUCGGUCACCUCUAUCCAGAGUACUCACCUGGAUCGUAGACAAGAUUCACCAACCUGCCCAAAUCAAGAAGGAUGAGGAGAGUAAAGGGGGAGGUCUCGAGGAUGAUUUCAAGCAAUCCAGCGGAGAGGCAACAAAGGAAAUCCGUAUUGUACGCUCCCAGCUCCAGUUAGACCUGGAUAUUAUCACCCAUCUGAUGAAACGAGCGGACAAGUCGACGGAGCGGUCGAUUCUUGACAAGUGCUUCGAACGCCUACCAAAUCUCACUCUUCUGGCACGUGAAGAGCCUCAGUCGAUCCUCGAACAGGAGAUCAUAGGAGAGGUCUACGUAUUCCUCGCACAGGGCUGCCUACUCGAGGGUAAAGCUGGGGCAAAAGCGGUCAACCCAGACCGUCUCAACAGAUCAAGGAUACUUUGUGAGUUCCUGCGAUGGUUCCUUUCUCUCAAAAGAACUUCAGAACUUCGCAUCGCUCUCAAAACUCGAUUCUUGCAUCACGGAUUCAAUCCCAGAGAACUACCAACUGCGCUGGCAAAUGAUGAAGAUGCUACAAAUCGCGCGAUAGGAUACUCUGCGCUCGGGUGCAUCGAGCACCUACUUGAUCAGGAAUCAGACGACCCUGAUUGCGAGCUUUGCAAGGACCGACUUGGGCGCAUCCAAACCCAAGGCCAACCUCUGGAUCGCGAGGUAAUGAUGCAGAACAUAACCACGUUUAUCAUCGGAUUCUCCAACUGCCUCCUUGCGUGGGAUCUAAAUGGUCACAAGAACCAGAUGGACACGGUGGAUCGCGACGAACGUUGUAGACUCGCACUGGAAAAGCUCAAAUCCGUCUUAGAGCCUUCAGAUCCCCCCGAAGAAGAAGCUAUUGCAUACGUUCCAUUGGACAAGGAAAAAGCAUCGUGGAAAUUAGUAUUAGAGGAAGCGAGGGGCGCGACAGAUGACCUAAAGAGGACAUGGUUCGACCCCGUCAUUGCAUUCAUCGACACCGUCCAGAGCAAUCCGCCAGCCACACCCUUUGAUGCACAGCCUGGUCCUAAACACACCACCGCUAAGGCUACCUCUGGUGGGAGUCGCAAUCCAAGGGUAUCUACAGUAGUUCCGGGUGGGAACGUAGCUACAACUUCUGGAUACGUUCAGCCUCUUCGACGUAAUCAACUGUAA